AUGUAUAUUGGGAAGCUUUUCCAAGCCUGUUACCACCACCAUGCCAGGAGAUCAAGAAUAUUACAGCAUGCCUGCUGUCUGUCUCUGAACUCAACACCGGGGAGGAAUUAUGCAUCCUGUCCCUAUAAAGCUGUGAUCUUUGAUAUGGGUGGUGUUCUCCUUCCUUCACCCUUCAAACUGGCUGCAGAGUGGGAGGUCCGGAAUUGCAUCUCUCCUGGUACCCUCAGGCAGGCCUUAAUAUCUGGAGGGGAGAACAGGCCCUGGAUGAGAUUCAUGAGAGGGGAACUGAGCACAGAAGAGUUCCUGCAUGAAUUCGGGCAGCAGUGCUCCAAGAUCGCAAAUUCCUCCAUUCCAGUGGACUCUUUUCUUUCUGAUCUAACCAGCAACACAAUGUCUAAGCAGCUCCCGGUUAUGACUGAGGCUAUAAAGUGUAUCCGGACUGAAGGCCUGAAGAUGGCAGUGCUGAGUAACAAUUUUUAUUUACGCAGCGGAGAAAGCUUCCUGCCUGUAGACCGAAAGCAGUUUGAUGUGAUAGUCGAGUCUUGCCGGGAAGGGAUCGGCAAACCAGACCCUCGAAUCUACAAGGUAUGCUUGGAGCGUUUGGGUGUUCAAGCAAAAGAGUGUGUCUUUCUGGACGACAUUGGACAGAACCUCAAAACCGCUGUUCAGCUCGGCAUUAAAACGGUGAAGGUUGAUGACCCAGAUUCAGCUGUUCGAGAAUUAGAGGCCUGUUUGGGCUUCCCUUUGCAAUGCUUCAUUCCAUACACGCGCUCUGUGAGACCAACGAUGGAAAUCCCGAAAGAGCCUCUCCAGAAAUACCUUGAACGUGUCUUGGGGACUCAAGCAGAAGGACCUCUGCUACUGCGGCAGUUCAGCCAUGGGCAGUCCAAUCCAACAUAUUACGUCCGGUUCCGGGAUCACCACUUGGUCCUGAGGAAGAAGCCGCCUGGCCAGCUGCUGCCCUCCGCUCAUGCUGUGGAGAGAGAGUACAGGGUUUUGAAGGCUCUUGCAGGUGCUGGCAUCCCAGUUCCAAAAGUUCUCUCUCUGUGCGAAGAUUCAAGCAUCCUCGGCACCCCCUUCUACCUCAUGGACUACUGCACCGGCCGGAUCUUCAAGGACCCCUCCCUUCUGGGACUCGAGCCCAGCCAGCGGGGGGAGAUUUAUGCUGCCAUGAACAGAGUCCUCUGUCAGAUCCACAGUGUAGACAUCAGAGCAGUCGGCCUGGAGGAUUACGGACGGCAAGGCAACUAUAUUCAGCGGCAAGUCCAGACCUGGAGCAAACAGUACCGCGCCACAGAGACCCAAACGAUCCCAGCCAUGGAGAGGCUCAUGGCCUGGCUCCCCUCCCACUUGCCGGCCAGCCAGCGGCUCUCUGUCGUGCACGGAGAUUUCAGGCUGGACAACCUGGUCUUCCACCCAGACCUUCCAGAGGUUGUCUCUGUCCUGGACUGGGAACUCUCCACCUUGGGCGACCCCCUUUCUGAUGUGGCCUAUAACUGCCUGGUGUAUUAUUUGCCAUCUCACGGUAGCGUCCUAAAAGGUCUGAGUGACUGUGAUCUGAGCCUGCUGGGAAUCCCCUCGCCAGAGGAAUACUUCCUGCUGUAUUGCGACCACAUGGGCAUUCCUCCCAUCAAGAACUGGAACUUCUAUAUGGCCUUUUCCUUUUUCCGAGUGGCGGCCAUCCUACAAGGGGUGUACAAGCGCUCGCUCACAGGUCAGGCCAGCUCUGCAACAGCUGAAAGUAGCGGGCAGCAGGCAGAGGCGAUGGCCAACCUGGCCUGGGAUUUUGCCACCAUAGAAGGCUUCCGGGUCUUCAAAGGGCUUUCAACCCCCAGACCGCCAAGCAAGCCCUUCAGCACUCAGGCCAUCCCCAGCCCCGCCCCGAGGAGGAGCUAUGCCACAGGGCCACACUCCGGGUUGGCUCCAGCAUCCCAGUCUCACCUGAUCAUCUCUCCAGAAGGCCUGCCUUGCCGAAUUCAAGAGCUGUAUCGCAAGCUGGAGAGAUUCAUGGCCGCCCAUGUUUAUCCGGCAGAGCAGGUCCUGCGAGACCAUCAGGCUGCCCCGAGCAGGUGGACUCCGCAUCCCCUCACAGAGGAGCUCAAGGACAGGGCAAAGUCUGAGGGCCUCUGGAACCUUUUCCUACCAGUGGAGAGUGACCCGGCCAUGAAAUAUGGAGCAGGCCUGACAAAUGUGGAGUACGCCCACUUGUGCGAACUGAUGGGGACUUCACUCUAUGCACCCGAGAUAUUCAACUGCUCUGCCCCAGACACGGGCAACAUGGAGGUGCUGCUGCGUUACGGCUCAGAAGCCCAGAAGGAGCGCUGGCUGCAGCCUCUGCUGGAGGGCAAGAUCCGCUCCUGCUUUGCUAUGACGGAGCCACAGGUUGCUUCCUCCGAUGCCACCAACAUCGAGGCUUCCAUCACCAAGGGAGAAGGUGUCUAUGUUCUGAAUGGACGCAAGUGGUGGAUUUCGGGCUCCCUGGAUCCUCGUUGCCAGCUCUGCAUCUUCAUGGGCAAGACUGACCCCACAGCCCCCAGGCACCAGCAGCAGUCAAUGCUCCUUGUUCCUAUGAACACUCCCGGGAUUACCAUCACUCGGCCACUCACCGUGUACGGCUUGGACGAUGCUCCAGCUGGCCACGGGGAGAUCAUGUUUGAAAACGUUUGUGUUCCUCAAGAGAACAUCUUGCUGGGACCUGGCCGAGGGUUCGAAAUUGCUCAGGGGAGGCUGGGCCCAGGGAGGAUACAUCACUGCAUGAGGCUAAUCGGCCACGCGGAAAGAGCACUGUCUCUCAUGAAGGAGCGGGUGACAUCCCGAACGGCCUUCGGAAAGCCCUUAGCAGAACAAGGCACAAUCAGGGCGGACAUCGCCGAGUCCAGGGUUGAAAUUGAGCAGGCCCGGUUGCUGGUCCUCAAGGCAGCCCACCUCAUGGACAUUGUCGGAAAUAAGGAAGCAGCUCUGCAGAUUGCCAUGAUCAAAGUGGUGGCUCCAAACAUGGCAUUGCGGGUCAUCGACCGGGCGAUCCAGGCCUUCGGUGCAGCAGGACUCAGCAAUGACUACCCGCUGGCGCAGUUCUUUGCCUGGGCGCGGGCUCUGCGUCUGGCCGAUGGCCCUGACGAAGUCCACAGGGCAGCCGUUGCCAAAUUGGAACUGAAGCGUUAG
Molecule: messenger RNA, 3162 nt
Organism: Euleptes europaea (tarantolino)
Lineage: Eukaryota; Metazoa; Chordata; Lepidosauria; Squamata; Sphaerodactylidae
Gene: ACAD10
Product: acyl-CoA dehydrogenase family member 10
Exons: 20
Coding region: 1-3162 (1053 amino acids)
Molecular function (GO): flavin adenine dinucleotide binding; oxidoreductase activity, acting on the CH-CH group of donors
Source: RefSeq, a predicted model, not a curated record